Messenger RNA from Acaulospora colombiana, 732 nucleotides. Lineage: Eukaryota; Fungi; Glomeromycota; Glomeromycetes; Diversisporales; Acaulosporaceae. The record is from the annotation of a GenBank genome assembly.
AUGGGUGGGCACAUAUAUAAUCCCACCGAAGUCCCUUACAGAGCUAAUAUAGCCGCACUAAAACAUAUCGGAGUGGAAAUUAUCAUUGCAUUUUCAGCCGUAGGGUCUCUCCGGGAGGAAAUUAAGCACCGAGAUUUUGUGAUUCCUGAUCAAAUUAUUGACCGCACCAAGGGAAUUCGUCCAUUCACAUAUUUUGAAGGAGGAAUCGCUGCUCAUGUGGCAUUAGCUGAUCCAUUUGAUCCUUUACUUGCUGACAUAAUCUAUUCACAUCGUGAAUGUCUCAAAAAUCCUGAAAACGGAGAUAAUGUGACUAUCCACCAUAACAAAACCCUUAUUUGCAUAGAAGGUCCGGCGUUUAGUACUAGAGCUGAAUCCAACUUGUAUCGUAAUUGGGGGUGUGAUAUUAUUAAUAUGUCUGCAUUACCUGAAGCAAAACUGGCCAAGGAAGUUGAAAUAGCAUAUCAAAUGAUUUGUAUGUCAACCGAUUAUGACUGUUGGAAACAAGAUGAAAUUGUUUCGGUAGAAAGCGUGAUCGCAAACUUAAAGCAGAAUGCAGAGAAUGCGAAAAAACUAUUAUCGGUUAUAUUGCCUGAUUUGGAAAAGGCAUUGGGAGAAGGAAAGUUUGCGGAUCUAAAAGGUGUUAUGAAAAAAGCGUGUAUAACUACUAAGGAAGCAUGGACAGAAGAGGCAAUUCAAAAAUUGGAAUAUGUGUUGCCUGGAUAUUUUAAUUGA